Rodentolepis nana is the source of this 1110-nucleotide messenger RNA. The record is from the annotation of a GenBank genome assembly. NCBI's taxonomy places the organism in Eukaryota, Metazoa, Platyhelminthes, Cestoda, Cyclophyllidea, Hymenolepididae.
AUGUUCGCGUGGGGUGCUAAUAGUCAUGGUCAGCUGGCCGAUGGCACUAAAAAUGAUCAACAUAUCCCGACUUCCGUUCCUUUGCCAUAUAUGCCAAAAUUUAUAUCUGGCGGAGGAGUAUUUAGUGUUAUAGCGAAUGAUAAUAGUCUUUGGGCUGCUGGCCAAUUAGACCAGAAUGGAACGAUGGAAAAGCAGAAAACAUUUGUGUUCUUAGGAUCCAUUAAAAAUGGCAUACAGUUUAUUUCCUGUGGAUGGGAUUUUUGCGUCGUUCUAACAGCCUGUGGCCAGCUAUAUUUUAGAGGAAGAAAUAGUCCAGGAUUUGAAUUAGAUAACGGUUUGGUCCCUUCUUGGAUUGGUAGAAUUUCCCUUCUGCCACUUAAUACUUUGAAAUUCAGUUCAGUAGCAGCUGGAUUGCGUCAUGUUGUCGCAGUAGCAGAUUGCAACAAAGUGCUCGAGUUUAAGGGUGGUACUACACGGGAGCUACUUUUGGAGAAGUCCAUCAAAGUUAGCAGAUGUUCAGCUGGUGCCCACCAUUCAGUUAUUUCGACUACUGAUGGUAAGGUUGGUGUUUGGGGUGACAAUCGAUUUGGUCAAUGUGGGCCGCUCGUAAACGGUUGUACCUAUCGCCCUAAGAAAGCAGAUGAAAUUCAGUGGAUUUCUUCCGAAUAUUUCAAUAAUGAUAAUAUUAUUGAUGUUCAGUCUGGAUGGAGCCAUAUUCUAGCUCUUACAGAGAGUGGUAAGGUUUACUCAUGGGGUCGAUCUGAUUUUGGUCAGCUAGGACGAACCAUCCUCAGCCCUGGCAUAAGUUCGAGCUCUUCUGUGUGGCCUCAAAAGGGUCUUGUUUUCGAUCCAACUCCUCACUUAGUGCAGAUAGGUACUUCCUCUUCUAUUAUAUCGAUAUCCGCUGGAGCGGAACAUUCGCUUGCCUUGACGGAAGAUGGUCAACUUUGGACUUGGGGAUGGAAUGAACAUGGAAAUUGUGGUGUAGAUCCGGAAGAAAUGGGCAAUGUUUUGACUCCUAAACGCGUUGUGAUCGAAGAUGAAAGCAGACCUAUCUCAUUAGUAGCCGCUGGUUACGGAUUUUCUAUGUCCCUUGUUGACGUAUGGUGA